Molecule: messenger RNA, 6134 nt
Organism: Entelurus aequoreus (snake pipefish)
Lineage: Eukaryota; Metazoa; Chordata; Actinopteri; Syngnathiformes; Syngnathidae
Product: TBC1 domain family member 10A-like
Exons: 10
Coding region: 436-3162 (908 amino acids)
Source: RefSeq, a predicted model, not a curated record
UGUACGUGAGCACGUACGUAGCUGUCAGUAGCAAAUGCGGGCGGCGGGUGAAGGAUGUCUCCCGUGUCCGCACCGCCGAGCUCGGAUGAAUUAAACAAAGAAAAAGGUGUCGGGGAUGAGUAGCGAAGAGUAGCAGUGAGCAGUGUGCUGGGUUGGAAUGUUUGUACAUCCAGCGUGUUCGGAAGAAGUAGCGCAGACGUCCGGCUAGCCGGCUACGCUAGCUAGCCUAGCUAGCUAAGCACACCAUCCGCAGGACGUCAGCGCGCCCACAUCCUCGCCGUACUCGGCGGUGCCUUCUCCGGCGUCGCUUUCCUCUCCACCCCGGGGGCUUGGCGGAGUCCGGGGCUGUGGCGGGGCAACGCGCGGACACCGCGGCGACCCGGGCGGACGGAUCCGAGUGACAAACGCCGGGAGUGGGAGAGCUCCCAUCGGAUCAUGGCAGAACUUUCAACCUUGUCCCCGUCACCAUCCGCAUUGGGCGAUCCCCACGCGACUCCCUCUGUCCCCUCAUCCUCGCUGGCAGCCCACACUCCUGACCUGGCCAUGGCGACGUCAACACCCAAGUGUUUGACUGAAACUACUCCCGCACCGCAGCCGGAGGGCGUGACUUCCGCACCGCUGCCACCUCAGAGUCCCUUGAAGGUCGCUGCUGAGACACCGGUGGGUGCCCUCCCUUGUGUAUGUCAGGGGGCGGCGGCACAACAUGAGGAUGAGGAGGCAAAGACUGGCGCUCAUGUUGAGCGUCAGGACCUUCUCUCCAAUGAAGCAUCACUCGCAGCUCCGCCGGAUUUGUCCUCCAGCGAGCUUACCGCUCAACCGGCGUCCCCUUCCACUGACCUUACCCCAGGCCCAAAUCUCUACCCCAGUGUGCACGUCACCCACAACCCGCAUCCUGGUGGGGAUGAUGUCGCCCAACCCGCAGACGGAGACGCUACAGUGACCGUGGAGGAGAAACCUCAGAAAGAACAAGUCCCCAAGAGUCCACCUCCACCUGUGUCCCCUAAGCCCCAGAGUCCACCUCCACCUUUGUCCCCUAAGCCACAGAGUCCACCUCCACCUUUGUCCCCUAAGCCCCAGAGUCCACUUCCCCUUUUGUCCCCUAAGCCCCGGAGUCCACCUCCACCUGUGUCCCCGAAGCCCCAGAGUCCCAUUAAAGCACAGCCGCCAUGCAGCCCCACCACCGGGGCCGGGCACCCCAGCCCGACGGUGCCGUUCAUCCAAGAGCCGGCCCCUUUCUUCCCGAUGGCCACCUCGCGCCCGGCCCCCGACACCCUCAGCUACUUGGAAUCAGCCAGCCUGAUGUCGGGCACGCUGGAGUCCCUGUCUGGCUUGGGGGAGGACGGGAGCUCGAUUGGCUCCGAUUCGGAAAUCAAUGGCCUGGCGGUCAAGCGUACUGACAAGUACGGAUUUUUGGGCGGCACUCAGUACAGCGAAAGCGGUGAAAAGGAAGUUCGGAUUGAAGUGGCCCGGCAGAGAGAGAUGAAAUGGCUGGAAAUGUUCAACAACUGGGAUAAGUGGAUCAAACAUCGCUUCCAGAAGGUGAAGAUGCGCUGCAGGAAAGGGAUUCCGUCAUCUCUCCGAUCCAAAGCCUGGCAGCUGCUGUCCAACAGUCAGGAGCUGCUGGAUGCCAACAUCGGCAAGUUUGAGGAGCUGGAGAGGGAUCCAGGAGAGGCCAAGUGGUUGGACAUCAUCGAGAAGGAUCUUCACAGGCAGUUCCCCUUCCACGAGAUGUUUGCUGCACGCGGGGGCCACGGACAACAGGAUCUGUACCGCAUCCUGAAGGCCUACACCAUCUACAAGCCUGACGAGGGCUACUGCCAGGCGCAGGCUCCCGUGGCUGCUGUCCUCCUCAUGCACAUGCCUGCAGAGCAAGCCUUCUGGUGCCUCGUCCAGAUUUGCGAGAAGUACCUUCCGGGCUACUACAGUGCCGGGCUGGAGGCCAUCCAGCUGGAUGGCGAGAUCUUCUUCUCGCUGCUGCGCCGCACGUGUCCCAUGGCCUACCGCCACCUCAAGAAGUUCAAGAUUGACCCCAUCCUCUACAUGACCGAGUGGUUUAUGUGCAUCUUCUCACGCACGCUGCCGUGGGCGUGCGUACUGCGCGUGUGGGACAUGUUCUUCUGUGAAGGAGUGAAGAUCGUGUUCCGCGUGGGCCUGGUGCUACUCAAACAGAUGCUGGGCUCCGUGGACAAAUUGCGGGAGCUGCAAGGGAUGUACGAGACCAUGGAGCGUCUGAGGAGCAUCUCUCCGGACACCAUCAGGGAGGACACUCUGGUCCAGGAGAUCAUUCUGAUGCAGGUCACUGAGGGCCUGAUAGAGCGGGAGUGCACCAUCCAGGUGAGGAAGUGGAGGGAGUCCAGAGGUGAGCUGACACACCAGCCGGGCCGCCGCCUCCACGGCACCAGAGCCAUCUUUGAGCACAAACGCCGCGCCGCUUCCAUCAGUUCUGGCGGGAGCUUCUCUUUUCUGGCCAGCUCCAUUCCUCCGCCAGGACCUCUCCGGGCCUCCUCGUCUUUACUUUCGCUUCCUGGCUUCCGCAAGUCCAGAGCACCUUUCCACACUCAAGCCAAGAAAAGCUCCUUCUCCGGCCCAUCCAGUUUUGAAGUGAGGCGUCCUCAGUCACCCCCUGUGGUCGCAUCCAACUCGGCCAGCCACAAACCGCCCAUUCCUCCCGGGGCGGGACAGAGGGCGCCCCAGGUCCAGAGUCCCUUGGUCGACAGCGGCACGCCCUCUCGUGGACCCGCUCCGGCCUCGGACGCUUCGUCUCCAAAUCAGAGCACACCCCCGCCAAACACUCUGUCCCCCACCCCGAGGAUCGUCUCCGAGCAGAUCACCCCCACCAUCCCCUCCCCCACCGCCAACAACACUCCUCUGCCGCUCUGCGUCGACCCAAAGAAGGAAGUCGCCGAGGCCAAGACCCCGCCCGUCGGGGAAGACGGCCGCAAGAAGAAGAAGAGCAAAGAGGACAAGAAGAAGGAGCGGGAGGAUGAGAAGAAGAAAUUGAAGGAGAAGAGGGAGAGAGAGAAGGCGGAGAAGGAGAAGAUGAAGAAGGAGAAGGAGCGGCUGGAGAAGGAAAAGAAAAAAGGGGGCAAGAAAAAGGACAAAGGGGGGGCCCCGCAGGCCGAGGACAAAAACGGUGCGGCGGCAGCGCGGGAUUCGGCCUAGUUUGACCGUAAAAAGAAAAGGUCAGCGUGACAAAAGACCCUCAGAGAUGGAGCCAUGCAUAAAAAAAAAUGGGAUGACUUCCUGGAUGGUGAUUUUAAAAAACACCACGGGGGGUCUUUUUGCCUCCUCUCUCCGUCUUUUAAUCUCAUUUUCACAACAUUACUGUUCUUUUUUUAAGUAAUAUUAUUUUAUUCUAAUGCAGCCAGGAACACUGAGGUGCCACAGAAGAUGUAAAUAAUAGUAAUAAUAAUAACACCUUUCCGCCUCCAAAGACAUUUCAUUGGCUCGUCGUGUGCAUUGCUCGUUGACCCCUCCCCCCUACCCCACACACAGCUGUACUACAUGGGAAAACUCCUGGAAGACGGAACCUAUUUAUUGUCCUGUUAGAUGUUGUGUGUGCCUUUAGUAGCGUAGUGUCAGUGUGGCGUGUGCGGCCCCCCCUGCUGGCGUGGACGCGGAGGGACGCACACAGCACACAAGACCAGGGACAAGCGCUUUGGAGAGGAGUGUGUGCGUGUUUAGAUAACAAAAACAAGAGUGGGACUUUUUUUUUUGUCUUUUAAAUCGUUUUUAGUUCGGGCCUCAGUGCUGACACCUGAAGCAGACGUGUAACAACAUACAAGUGUUUAUAACAACAUGGAAAUUACACCAAUGAGUAUUACUUUUUUUUUUUAAACCCUAAUAUGCAUUUUAAUUUAGCCAAAUGUCAGAAUGAAGACGAUGAAGGAUAACCUUUGCACUUGUGAGCUCGUCAAACAGAAGUCCACCAACGCUGUUGCUCUCAAAACAUAAAACGCCACCUGACCCCGAGGUGCCAGGUGUGCUCAUGUAGCAUUAACCUGUGACUCCUAAUGUAUUUAUGUACAAAGUUGGUUAAUUUAAUCAAAUAUAUUAUGGAUGAUGAAUAUUAUUAUUUCGGAUCGGACUAUUUUUCUAUAUGAGAGUAUCGGGCGCCUGGUUGACUGGAACAUUGGCCGACCGCCCGCUUUUUUUUGCACGUUGUCGUUGGCGGGAAGCUUCGAUGCUACCGCGAACUUUGUGGGAGUCAAAGGUCUUAACAGUUGAGCGUCAUUUUCUGCUUCCUUAUUUGUGCGGUCGUCAGCAUUUUAACGCGUCACUAACUAUUUACGCUCCUUGUACUGGACUGUAGACGUGUUGUCGUGACAAGGGCCCAUCAGUCGGGGCCGAGACUCCCGUUGUUGUAGUGAAGGAUUGGGGGACUUGUGUAGCCAACAUGUCCUCUCGUUAGCCGCCAUGCCAAUCCGUACACGCCUGUGUAGCGUAGACCUGGACACUUCUAUGCAAACUGAUCUUCCUAUAUAUACAAACCCCGUUUCCAUAUGAGUUGGGAAAUUGUGUUAGAUGUAAAUAUAAACGGAAUUCAAUGAUUUGCAAAUCCUUUUCAACCCAUAUUCAAUUGAAUGCACUACAAAGACAAGAUAUUUGAUGUUCAAACUCAUAAACUUUUUUUUUUUUUGCAAAUAAUAUUUAACUUAGAAUUUCAUGGCUGCAACAAGUCCCAAAGUAGUUGGGAAAGGGCAUGUUCACCACUGUGUUACAUGGCCUUUCCUUUUAACAACACUCAGUAAACGUUUGGGAACUGAGGAGACACGUUUUUUAAGCUUAGGUGGAAUUCUUUCCCAUUUUUGCUUGAUGUACAGCUUAAGUUGUUCAACAGUCCGGGGGUCUCCGUUGUGGUAUUUUAGGCUUCAUAAUGCGCCACACAUUUUCAAUGGGAGACAGGUCUGGACUACAGGCAGGCCAGUCUAGUACCCGCACUCUUUUACUAUGAAGCCACGUUGAUGUAACACGUGGCUUGGCAUUGUCUUGCUGAAAUAAGCAGGGGCGUCCAUGGUAACGUUGCUUGGAUGGCAACAUAUGUUGCUCCAAAACCUGUAUGUACCUUUCAGCAUUAAUGGUGCCUUCACAGAUGUGUAAGUUACCCAUGUCUUGGGCACUAAUACACCCCCAUACCAUCACAGAUGCUGGCUUUUCAACUUUGCGCCUAUAACAAUCCGAAUGGUUCUUUUCCUCUUUGGUCCGGAGGACACGACAAUGUCCACAGUUUCCAAAAACAAUUUGAAAUGUGGACUCGUCAGACCACAGAACACUUUUCCACUUUGUAUCAGUCCAUCUUAGAUGAGCUCAGGCCCAGCGAAGCCGACGGCGUUUCUGGGUGUUGUUGAUAAACGGUUUCCGCCUUGCAUAGGAGAGUUUUAACUUGCACUUACAGAUGUAGCGACCAACUGUAGUUACUGACAGUGGGUUUCUGAAGUGUUCCUGAGCCCAUGUGGUGAUAUUCUUUACACACUGAUGUCGAUGCAGUACAGCCUGAGGGAUCGAAGGUCACGGGCUUAGCUGCUUACGUGCAGUGAUUUCUCCAGAUUCUCUUAACCCUUUGAUGAUAUUAUGGACCGUAGAUGGUGAAAUCCCUAAAUUCCUUGCAAUAGCUGGUUGAGAAAGGUUUUUCUUAAACUGUUCAACAAUUUGCUCACGCAUUUGUUGACAAAGUGGUGACCCUCGCCCCAUCCUUGUUUGUGAAUGACUGAGCAUUUCAUGGAAUCUACUUUUAGACCCAAUCAUGGCACCCACCUGUUCCCAAUUUGCCUGUUCACCUGUGGGAUGUUCCAAAUAAGUGUUUGAUGAGCAUUCCUCAACUUUAUCAGUAUUUAUUGCCACCUUUCCCAACUUCUUUGUCACGUGUUGAUGGCAUCAAAUACUAAAGAUAAUGAUUAUUUGCAACAACAAAAAAAUGUUUAUCAGUUUGAACAUCAAAUAGAAUAGAAUAGAAAGUACUUUAUUGAUCCCUGGGGGAAAUUCAGCUAUAUAUGUACAUAUGUUGUCUUUGUAGCAUAUUCAACUGAAUAUGGGUUGAAAAUGAUUUGCAAAUCAUUGUAUUCCGUUUAUAUUUACAUCUAACACAAUUUCCCAACUAAUAUGGAAACGGGGUUUGUGUGUGUGUGUGUGUGUGU